Messenger RNA from Baudoinia panamericana UAMH 10762, 4236 nucleotides. RefSeq lists its product as uncharacterized. Gene Ontology annotation, biological process: positive regulation of transcription by RNA polymerase II. The transcript is spliced from 2 exons. The record is from RefSeq and is a predicted model, not a curated record. Gene Ontology annotation, cellular component: nucleus. Gene Ontology annotation, molecular function: histone binding; DNA binding; ATP binding. NCBI's taxonomy places the organism in Eukaryota, Fungi, Ascomycota, Dothideomycetes, Mycosphaerellales, Teratosphaeriaceae. The coding region runs from base 1 to 4236 and encodes 1411 amino acids.
AUGCCACAGGCCCAACAGAACGGGCUCGCAAACGCCGCAGCGCAUGGGAGUGGCAUACUUCCAGCAGGCAUGAAUAAGGAGCAGGUCCAGAAGCUGUACAAGGAUUAUCAACAGAUGAAAGCACGCGGCGUCUCAGAGACAGAUCCUGAGCUUAUCAAGGCAAGGGGUAUACUGCAAGGCAUCCAGCAACGAAGCGAGAUGCUUAAGAAGCAACAACAGUACCGGCAGCAGCAGAUGCAGGCCCUGAAGCAGCAACAGCAGGCCGCAUUGAUGGCACAGAAUGGAGUCGUAAGCGAGGCACAGACGAACGGAACGGCCAUGUCCUCCGCACCAUCAUCGGAAGACCAGGCGCAAACAACACAAAUCAAUGGCGUACUGCAAGCGACCAUGGCACCGGUACAAGCACAGACUGCAAUGGCUCCUGCGCAGAUGGAUGGUGCCAUGGAGCAAGCCUUCUCCAAAGACCAGAUCAUGACGCUGCGUGCUCAGAUGCAGGCGUUCGGUCAUCUCCAGAAGAAUUUACCGAUACCGCAAGCCAUUCAGGACCGUAUCUUCCCAACGAAACAAGAGCAGAAGCCGCCGACUCCAGCCGAAGUCGUAGCUACUGCUGGUAAGGUAUUGGACAUUGCAGGAAAGGGCAGGGAGGUGUCCGACAAUGGCAAGCCGCGUCACCGCUUCGAGACUUUCACUGACCCGCAUUCGCUUCUCUUAAAGCGCAUUAGUUACGGCGAUCACACCCAUCGCGCUUCGCGCUACAUGGUCCCUAGCAUCAUGCCUCUUGGUGUUGACCCAGACCGUGUCCGCGAUGAACGCGAGGCUCUGGUAUACAACAGAGUGGUGGCGCGGAAGAACGAGCUUGGCAAGAUGAGUGCGACCAUCGGCGGCUGGGAUAGCAGCAAGUCAGAUGCGCCCGAAGACAACAGCAACCUCAAACGGCGCGCUCUAAUCGAGUACAAAUUGUUAUGCCUCCUACCGAAGCAGCGGGAGAUGAGGCUGAAAGUCGGCAAGGAGAUGAUGAUGUCCGACAACCUGUCCAUGACCGCUAAUCGGUCCAUGUACCGGAGAGUGAAGAAGCAGUCUUUACGUGAAGCGCGUGUUACGGAGAAACUUGAGAAGCAGCAACGCGACGCGGCCGAGAACAAGGAGAAGAAGAAGCACAACGACUUCGUCAACUCCAUCAUGCGGCACGCCGAUGAGCUACGUACCGCGGCCCAACAACAUCGUGCCCGCAACCAGAAGCUUGGCAGGCUCAUGCUCCAGACUCAUUCCAACAUUGAGAAGGAGGAGCAGAAACGCAUCGAGCGGACCGCCAAGCAGCGUCUACAAGCAUUGAAGGCCAAUGACGAAGAGACCUAUCUCAAGCUUCUUGGCCAAGCGAAGGAUAGCCGUAUUUCUCAUCUGCUCAAGCAGACCGAUGGCUUCUUGAACCAGCUUGCGUCAUCAGUCAAGGCGCAGCAGCGCUCGAUGACGAACCGUUACGGUGGGGAUGCCGUUGCCGCAGAAGAAAGCGAGGCAGAGGAGGUGGCGGACAGCGAAGAUGAAUCGAAGGCUAAGGUCGACUACUACGAAGUCGCGCACAAGAUCAAGGAAGAAGUGCACGCGCAGUCAACCAAUCUCAUCGGCGGCACACUGAAGGAGUACCAGCUGAAGGGCCUGCAAUGGAUGAUUUCGCUGUACAACAACAACCUUAAUGGUAUCCUGGCUGACGAGAUGGGUCUUGGCAAGACCAUUCAGACUAUCUCCCUCAUCACGUACCUUAUCGAGAAGAAGCGGCAGUUCGGGCCGUAUCUUGUUAUCGUGCCGCUAUCUACGCUCACGAACUGGAAUAGCGAGUUCGAGAAGUGGGCACCAUCGGUAAAGCGCAUAGUCUACAAAGGUCCGCCGAAUCAGCGCAAGAACCAGCAGCAACAGAUUCGCUAUGGCGACUUCCAGGUCUUGCUCACCACUUACGAGUUCAUCAUCAAGGAUCGACCCGUUCUCAGCAAGGUUAAAUGGCUUCACAUGAUUGUUGACGAGGGUCACCGUAUGAAGAAUGCUGGGUCCAAGCUGUCGAGUACCAUCACACAAUACUACCACACGCGCUAUCGCCUCAUUCUCACGGGCACACCGCUUCAGAACAACCUUCCUGAGCUCUGGGCUCUGCUCAACUUCGUCCUACCAAACAUCUUCAAGUCGGUCAAGUCUUUCGAUGAGUGGUUCAAUACCCCCUUUGCAAACACUGGCGGUCAAGACAAUAUGUCUCUCAACGAAGAAGAGCAACUGCUCGUCAUCCGACGCCUGCACAAGGUGCUGAGACCAUUCCUACUCCGCCGUCUGAAGAAGGAUGUCGAGAAGGAUCUGCCAGACAAGCAAGAGCGCGUAAUCAAGUGCAACAUGUCAGCGCUUCAAGCGAAGCUGUACAAGCAGCUCGUCACGCACAACAAGAUCAUGGUGAACGACGACAAGGGGCGGAAGACUGGUAUGCGUGGCUUGUCGAAUAUGUUGAUGCAGCUGCGUAAGCUUUGCAACCAUCCUUUCGUUUUCGAGGAGGUCGAGGAGCAAAUGAAUCCUGCGAAGCUCACGAACGACUUAAUUUGGCGGACGGCAGGCAAGUUUGAGCUUCUCGACCGGAUCUUACCCAAGUUCGAGAAGACGGGCCACAGAGUACUCAUGUUCUUUCAGAUGACCCAGAUCAUGAAUAUCAUGGAAGACUACAUGCGACUAAGAAACAUGAAAUAUCUGCGAUUGGACGGUUCCACGAAGGCGGACGACCGUUCGGACCUGCUAAAGGUGUUCAACGCACCAAACUCCGACAUCUUCUGCUUUUUGCUCUCCACGCGUGCUGGUGGCUUGGGCCUCAAUCUGCAGACCGCUGACACUGUUAUCAUCUUCGACUCCGAUUGGAAUCCUCACCAGGAUUUACAGGCGCAAGACCGUGCUCAUCGCAUUGGCCAGAAGAACGAAGUGCGCAUAUUGCGUCUCAUCACCACCGGAUCGGUUGAGGAGAAGAUUCUCGAACGUGCGCAGUUUAAGCUCGACAUGGAUGGCAAGGUCAUCCAGGCCGGUAAAUUCGACAACAAGUCCACGAAUGAGGAGCGUGAUGAGAUGCUACGUGUCAUGUUGGAGUCUGCCGAGGCUGCCGAGAGCUUAGAGCAAGAGGAGAUGGACGAUGAGGACCUCAAUUUGCUAAUGAUGCGGCACGACUACGAGCUCGAGGUGUUCCAGCAGCUUGACCGCGAUCGUCUACGGGAUCAGCCUUACGGACCUGGCAACAGGCUGCCUCGCCUGCUUGGCGAGAACGAAUUGCCCGACAUCUACAUGAGCGAGGAGAAUCCUGUUGUGGAAGAGAUAGAGUACAAUGUCGGUCGUGGUGCACGCGAGAGGAAGACAGUCAAAUAUGAUGACGGCUUGACUGAGGAGCAGUGGCUCGACGCUGUAGAUGCUGAGGAUGAUACGAUAGAGAAUGCUGUUAAGAGAAAGCAGGCCCGCAUCGCCAAGCGAGCGGCGAACAAGGAGGCUCGCAUACGCGGCGAUUUCGGUCUUGCGGACUCACCGCCUGCGUCUCGUGAAAGCUCAGAGUCGCCGGCGCCGAAGAAGCGAGGCCGCAAGCCGAAGCCAGCGGAGAAGCGCAAGGCUGAAGAUGCUGCCUUGGAGGCUCCACAGGAGACCAAGCGUCCUCGCGGCCGUCAGUCCAAGGUGGCGGAGACGCUUACGAAAGAAGAGCGUGACACUAUCCAGAAUAUUAUGGACAGUGUGCACGAUGCACUGCAGGACCUUGAAGAGCAGUCCAACGAUCCAGAUAUACCGCCUCGUGGCAUUAUCGACCCUUUCCUGGACCUGCCGCCUAGAGCCAGCUAUCCAGACUAUUACCAGCUGAUUAAGGAGCCUAUAGCGAUGAAGCAGAUUGAGAAGAAGAUCAACACAAAGCAAUACCAGAGCUUAAGGCAGUUCCGGGCCGACAUCGGGUUGCUGUGCAAAAAUUGCAGGCAGUAUAACGAAGAUGGGAGCGUGCUGUAUAACGAUGCUAACAUGAUCGAGGAUGCGUGCGUGAACAAGCUUCGUGAGCUUACGGCAGAUCACCCGGAUCUGCAGGAUUUCGAUGAUGCGAGCGCAGAUGGCGCGUCAACCCGCCCUAUGUCGAGCGUUGGCACUCCGCAACCGGCGCAGAAGUCUGGCUUCAAGCUGAAGCUCAAUGGCACUAGAGCCAAUGGUAAUAGCUCGAUGACUGGAACUCCUGCGGAGAGCGAUGAUGAGUAG